Messenger RNA from Ictalurus punctatus (channel catfish), 1920 nucleotides. It is a transcript of the gene acot20, whose product is annotated as acyl-CoA thioesterase 20. The record is from RefSeq and is a predicted model, not a curated record. NCBI's taxonomy places the organism in Eukaryota, Metazoa, Chordata, Actinopteri, Siluriformes, Ictaluridae. Gene Ontology annotation, molecular function: fatty acyl-CoA hydrolase activity. Gene Ontology annotation, biological process: fatty acid metabolic process; acyl-CoA metabolic process. The transcript has 3 exons. The coding region runs from base 34 to 1311 and encodes 425 amino acids.
UGUGAUCUGGCAACCCGCCUACAAAGCCUGAACAUGGCGCUGUACCUGAGAAUAAGAGAAGUUGUUAGUAUUAAUGCACGACAGCUGUGCUCUCUUUCUGGAGUUCAGCUUCGCAUCCUUCCGAGCAGCAGCUGCUUCUUCGAUGAAGCGGUCCAGGUUCAGGUGAGCGGUCUGCCUCCUGGACAGAACGUGGAGCUUCGGGCCAAGCACACGGACGACAAAGGGGUUGUUUUCAAGGCCGCAGCUACAUACCGUGCAGACCAGCAAGGAGAAGUGGACCUGAGCCGUCAGCCGUCCACUGGUGGGUCCUAUACGGGUGUGGAGCCCAUGGGCUUGUUCUGGUCCAUGCUGCCAGAAAGUCCUCAUAAGAAGCUGCUGAAGAGAGACGCGUCCAGACCUGCUCUCAUCCACAUCGAGGUUCACAAAGACGGACAGAUCCUCACUGAAGAGACCAACGAGAGGCGCUUCAUGGCUGAUGGAGUGCAGAGAGUCCCUGUAAGACACGGCAGGUUACGCGGAACUCUCUUCAUACCACCGGGCGAAGGGCCGUUCCCUGGAAUUAUCGAUCUGUAUACGUUAGGAGGCACUGUGUGCGAGCCCCGAGCAGCUCUCCUGGCGAACAAAGGAUUCGUGGUGUUUGCGCUGGCUUUCUACGGCUACCAGGACAUGCCCAAAACGGUGGAUAGACUCGAUCUGGAGUACUUUGAAGAAGGUGUAACGUUUCUACAGACGCAGCCUAAGGUGAAAAAAUCCGGAAUAGGAAUCGUGUCGAUCUCAAAAAGUGGAGAUCUGGCCCUGUCGAUGUCCUCCUUCCUUCCCAACGUAUCGGCCACCGUGUGCAUCAACACCUGCACCGCCAACGUCCUGUUCCCGCUCCAUUAUAAAGACAUGGUGAUCCCGAGUUUCGUCGGCAGCACCAAGAGAAUAAGAGUAACAAAAUCUGGCAUCUUGGAUAUCAGAGAUAUCCUUAAUGACCCAAUGGAGAAGGACCGUGCCGCGGUCAUCCCUAUCGAGCGUGCCAGCUGCAGAUUCCUGUUCAUAGUGUCAGGAGAUGACCGGAACUGGAACAGCGCCUUUUUCGCGGAGCAAGCAUGCGGCAGACUCAAAGCACACGGGAAAGCCAACUACGACAUGGUGAGUUAUCCGACAGCAGGGCACUUUAUGGAAGUCCCCUACAUGCCCCAUCACCCGUCUGGGCUCCACGCCGCCGUGAGUCAAGUGGUCACUUUUGGAGGCGAACCGAAAGCUCACGCAUACGCACAAGUCGACGCGUGGAGGAGAGUCCAAGAGUUUUUUAAAAAACACCUGUGAAAACAUUUACCGGAAUGUCGUUUUAAAUCUGUCACAAAAAGUUCUCAGUAUAUGAUUGAUAUAUAAGGAAUAAACCUCUCCAUGUUAUGCGAUUAUAGGAAAAUAAUCAGAGGCGGUGAGGUGUGAUGAAGCGAAGUAACUGAUACCACCCUGACGUUGAUUAUUUGCCUGUAACGGCAUGUCACGAAGUGUUUUAUUCCUCUUUUUUUUUUUUUUUUGUCAAAGAUUAUAGAAACAAUAACAUGUUUUUCUAGAUAGAAUUUGAUAGAAAAUGAAUCAACACCUUCUGGCCAAUCGGAACGAAGAAUCGGGAUUGUUUUUGCGAUCGCAUGAAAUCGAAGACGAGUACACCAACAAACAUCGCCGCGAAAGACAAUUUCCUGGAAUUGCGAUUUCGCCAAUUCAUGGAGUCUUCCGCGGGAAAAGAACAAAAGUUAGGGGGGAGAAAAGCCAUAAAUAAAUAAAUAAAUAAAUAAAAACCCACUCUGCGAAAUCCUGUAUGGACUGAUAGACACCUAAUGAACACAAUGAGCACCAUGUGAAAGGAAUGACUUGUAGCGAAUGUACUACACUGUUGUCACGAAUAAAGAUAUUUGGUGUUAACCUGCA